AUGGCUGAAGUGCACACAAACGAAGUUAACAUUGAUGAAAAUAACUAUCUUUUUUAUGGGGAGGUGGAGCUAGAGCAGGCUGGGGAUGUUAUGGUGCAGGCUGGGGAUGUUAUGGAGGAGGCUGGGGACAUAGAGCAUGGUGGAAACGUUGAGUACGCCGGAGACAUUGGGUACGCCAGAGAUGUUGGGCACACCGGAGACAUAUGGGAGCAGAGCGGUCAAGAAAGUUUUGCAAUAAUGCCAUCCACAAUAGUGUUAUGGGACUACGCACAGGAAAUUGUACAAGACGAUAUGGAACACAGGCAAACUCAUCCGCACGACCCACAUCGCGCUCACCCCCCCAUCCAAAUGUUGCAUCGCGACAAAUGCCUCCUAGCGUUGAUGGUGGAGGAUAGGCGCGAAGUGGUGUUCCAACUAUGGCAGGAGUUGGACGAGAUAGAGUAUCUAUUGGGUUUAGAGCACAUCUAG
Messenger RNA from Suillus paluster, 468 nucleotides. RefSeq lists its product as uncharacterized. The record is from RefSeq and is a predicted model, not a curated record. The transcript has 4 exons. The coding region runs from base 1 to 468 and encodes 155 amino acids. Lineage: Eukaryota; Fungi; Basidiomycota; Agaricomycetes; Boletales; Suillaceae.